Daldinia loculata is the source of this 3201-nucleotide messenger RNA. RefSeq names its product cysteine proteinase. Gene Ontology annotation, cellular component: cytosol; nucleus. The record is from RefSeq and is a predicted model, not a curated record. Lineage: Eukaryota; Fungi; Ascomycota; Sordariomycetes; Xylariales; Hypoxylaceae. The coding region runs from base 1 to 2835 and encodes 944 amino acids. Gene Ontology annotation, biological process: protein deubiquitination. Gene Ontology annotation, molecular function: cysteine-type deubiquitinase activity; cysteine-type endopeptidase activity. The transcript has 5 exons.
AUGAACGGUAGUCAUCUGCCGGCUGGGCAGCCUAUGCCAGGAGGUAUCCCCGGAGGAGCAGUUGUGGCGCGAGGGCAAGUUGAUAUGGGACCUGGUCCAGGACCUGGUGGUCGACGGCGGCCGCCGCAACAUCAGUAUUCAGCUCAUCAUCAAUAUCACCACCAGCAACAUGUCAAUCCCAUAUACCACCACAACGGGUAUAUGGCUCCCUAUCCUCAGACAUACUAUCCUCAGGUUUCGCAUCACUAUCAGAAUGGCGCCAUUGCCAACGCAUCGUACAUGCAAUACAACCAGUUUCCUCAACGAUCUCCUCCCAUAAUUCACCAGCAAUAUCCUCCUAUCGUGUCCUCGAGCAUGCAGCCUAUUCCUCAGCCUCCUUACUCUCGACCACCUCCACCACAGCAACCCUCGCCGGCUCUUUCAACCCCUCCUCCUUAUGCCGUAGCGGCGCCGCCUCCACCCGUCUCCGUACCCGAGACGCCCUCGUCAACACACUCGUCCCAAGUUCUUCCGGUCCCAUUGACUCCCCCUACGCCGCAAAACCAGGAAGCUGCCCCGGCCACCCCGGAUAUCGAGUUGCGGUCGACCCAGUCACCGUUCAGAGCUCCACUGCCCUGGUUGUCGCGACCUGAUAUACCCUUUCCUACCAAGUCAGCUCGAUCUAGGAGAAAAAGACGGAUACAGAACCCUGAUGCGGAGAAUGUCGAAUUACCUUCGAUCCAAGCAAAGGGAGUUGAGUCAGGAGCUGUGUCACAUGAGGAAGCUUUGGGAGGUGAUGCCUCACUACUUUCAACCCCUACACUCAAAUCUUCUACUGCUACUGUUCCGGCUAGCACGGACUCCGAGCUACCAGCACAGCCUGAAGCUGGGUCAACAAAAGAUGAGCCCUUGGAAACUCCACAGUCUACCUCGUCUGCCACUCCUCAGCUAGUCCAAGUAGCUCAGCCUGCUGCUGCUACAUCUGCCAAGCACGCCAAGACAGCCUCUCUCGCGGCUAUACCAGCCGUUCCCAUCGUCCCCGUAAAACCUAAAGCAGGUCCCAAAGAGACAAAUUCAUCUAGUGUUGAGACUAAACUAGUAGAGGAGAAACAGCCCACACAGCAAGUAGCAGCAGAGGGAAAGCCGGCUCAAGCUACAGAGACUUCUCCAGAAGCAUCUCAAGCAGAAGCAAAAGUAGAGCCCGCCCCUGUUGCCGCAAAAGCUGGCCCGAAGCUCUGGACGGGAUUAUUUUCACGUGCAGCAUCCGCCGCUUCUCCUUCAACUGGCGCUACUGGUGCUGCAUCAGCUGGUACUGGCGUUACAAUAAGUAGUAUCCCUGACAAUACUGCUUCAGGUAGUGGGGGUGUAGGUGUAGGUAGUUUUACAAAGUCAAACACUAGUUCUUUGGCUGAAGCUUUGCGAUCAUACCGCGUGGGUGGCAGUCAAAAGAUUUCGUUUCUGGAGCCUAGGGGUUUAAUCAAUCCCGGGAACAUGUGUUAUAUGAAUUCAGUUUUACAAGUUCUCAUUUUCUGCAUUCCAUUUUAUGACUUCUUGGACCAGAUCAGCAAGAAAGCGGCAUAUAGUUUUAAAAGCGAGACUCCCCUAAUUGAUGCCAUGAUUAUGUUCAUGCGCGAAUACAAAGUUAUUGAUUCUGCGGUGUCUGUCGAGCAGCUUCGGCGGAGGCUAAAGAACGAGGAACUCGAACAGUAUGGCGAACCUUUUACCCCUGAAUUUGUUUAUGAGGCUAUAAGGAAGCUUCCUAGAUUUGCUAGCAUGAGGCGUGGACAUCAGGAAGAUGCAGAAGAGUUCCUUGGUUUCCUUUUGGAAGCACUGCACGACGAGUGCACGCAAGUAAUGCGCAACCAACCAGACUUAUCUGCUACGACUACCGCUGCAAACUCAUCAGCUGCCACUCCUUCGGCAACGUCUCCUACAAGUACACCAGAUACUAGUGAUUGGUUAGAGGUAGGGCCGCGUCAACGCUCUGCUGUUACACGUUCUUCCGGCCACCCAAUUACCUCGUCUCCCAUCACUAAGUUGUUUGGUGGACAGCUAAGAUCAGAAUUAAGGGUACAAGGCCUAAAGGACUCCGUAACUCUAGAGCCCUUCCAACCUCUCCAACUAGAUAUUGGUUCCCCUCAGGUCAAUAACAUUGUUGAUGCAUUGAAAGCACUCACCAGACCCGAAAUUCUACAUGGUGAUUUUGGGUCACCAAGGGGAAAGGAUGCGACGGCCACCAAACAGGUUCUCAUCGAAUCCCUACCGCCAGUCCUCAUCCUUCACUUAAAGCGUUUCCAGUUCGAUACCGAAGGGACUGGAACCGUCAAGAUCUGGAAGAAGGUUGGAUACCCACUGGAGCUCGAACUUCCCAAAGAACUCUUUCCACGACAGAAGAGAAAUGCUCUUACCGUUGAAGGUACAGGCUUCCCUAAAUAUAAACUGAUCGCUGCUGUUUACCACCAUGGUAAGAAUGCAAGCGGUGGGCACUACACUGUUGAUCUCAGACGCCAAGAUGGUGUAGAAUGGAUCCGUAUGGAUGACACGGUUAUCCGACGAGUAAGAAGCGAAGAUGUGGCUGAAGGAGGCUCUGAGGACGAAAGUUUUAAAACUACGGCGCGGGUUGACAAGAAGGACACCGUCGUGAGCGGUUCCGGUAACAGAUUCGAAGGAAUUGGUGACGAUGAAGCUGGUGAUGAUGAAGGAUGGAAUAAAGUCAGCGCUCCAGUAAAUGGAGCAAAGAAAUGGAGCUCCGUUGUUAACGGGGCACCGAACACUGUACCGGCAAAAGGAAAGCAGACCAAGGACAACAUCAAGGACAACAAGGUUGCCUACCUGUUGUUCUACCAGAAAGUCUAAGAAGCUGUGUAGCUUUGGUUCGACAGACAACAUGAAGGCAGUCAGCCGCCGCUGCUACAAAGAUUUUAUAUUCGGAUGGGGGGUCGGUAUGCCUACCGGUGGCAAAUACCGUCUUAUACCACGGUUGCUAAGGUGUAUCACAAUUGUCCGAGUAUGGCAGGGGUAUUCAGGGACUGGGGAAAAGGGGGGCGUAGUGGUUUUCGAUUCGCAAGUCCUCGGUAUCUUACCGUGGAUACGACUGAAUGGGCCGCCGAUCCGGCAAAAGUAUUUGCAUAUGGGGGGACAACAUUUGGGGAGCUUAGGUAUGGUAUCUCUUGCGGUCAUCAUCAUACCCCUGAAUCUUCAUCCCGUCUACCAUUAGUUCCU